This is a messenger RNA of Phlebotomus papatasi, 1374 nucleotides long. RefSeq names its product platelet-activating factor acetylhydrolase IB subunit beta homolog (gene Paf-AHalpha). Bases 131 to 805 code for a protein of 224 amino acids. The transcript is spliced from 2 exons. The record is from RefSeq and is a predicted model, not a curated record. Lineage: Eukaryota; Metazoa; Arthropoda; Insecta; Diptera; Psychodidae.
GGUCAGUGUAAUUAAAGAGAAGUUUGCUACCUGUCAGGCAAAAUUGUACUGAUCCGGGAGCGGAAAGAGAACAGACGGAAUAAAUCCGGCAGGAUAGUCCAGUAACUUGUGUUCCAGUGGUCCAGUGAUAAUGAAUACAUGUGUACCAACACCUCUAGAAGACACCAACGGCGAUAACAGAUGGAUAUCAAUUCACAAGAGAUUCGUGUCGGAGCUUCGGGACAAGGAUCCUGAGGUGAUUUUUAUUGGGGAUUGCAUCCUGGAGGGAUUGCAAUUUACAGAAAUGUGGAAUGAGUGCUUUGCCCCGAUGCAUUGCCUCAAUUUCAGCAUCCGGGAUGACCGGACAGAGAAUACACUGUGGAGGAUUCACAAUGGUGUCUUAGACAAUGUGCGGGCGCGUAUUGUGGUGGUGCACGUGGGCACUAAUAAUGUAGAUAAUACACCCGAGGAGACGGCCGAGGGCAUCGUGACGCUCGUCAGGGCGAUUCGCGAGAAGCUUCCGGAGGCCUAUAUUGUGCUGCCAACACUCCUACCUCGUGGGCAUAUGCCCAAUAAGUUGCGCGAAAAGAAUGGGCAGGUCAAUAGGCUGGUGGCUGGAUUGUGCUCGGGCAUGCCCAGGGUGCAGACUGUGUCAAUUGAGAAGGGUCUCGUGCAAUCUGACGGCACUAUCAGUCACCAUGACAUGUAUGACUACCUGAAUCUCACCAAUGCCGGCUGCAAGAAAGCCUUCGAGCCCGUCUACGAGCUACUCCACCAAAUACUCACGGAAAAUGAACCCGAGAAGGAUCUCACUCCAUCCGAAUGAAUUCUCCCGGAUCUUCCACUUGGAUCACCCAUCCUGCGCAUUCCUCCUCUCUCUCUCUGGCACAAAUACUCCUUUGUCCACUUGCUGAGUCAAAUUGCAUUUCAAUCCCAUUUCUGCACUCACCCUCAACUUCCCAUUGCACAUCCCUUUCAUCGUUUUUUUUUGUCCCUUAAGUACUUAGUAAUUUAUGAAAAAUAAGAAAACUGUUAGAGAAAAUCCAAGCUUAAAAAAUUCCAUUUUGCUUAAUUACACUGUAAUAACAAGAAAAAAAGAAUUACUUUUAUACCUCUUCAACAUUCUUCCAAUUUCUAAUUCAUAAUUGAGAAAAAAAGCAAAACACAAAAAAAAGUUAAAAGAAUUCCUGUAUUUUUUGAAGAUAAAAGAAAUAUUUUUGAAUGGAACCCACAGAAAAGGGAAUUGGAAGUAGAAUUGAAGAAGUAUAAAAAAAAAUAUUAUGGAAAAAAAUAUUGUGAUGUAUUUGUAUUAAAUUAUCAAAAUAAAUUAUGGAGGUAAAAAUUAAUACAGAUGAAUAAUUUGCAAAUAAAACUUUUUCUACACUUUUCAUUGCA